GUGGAAUCCGUUAGGGCUGCCGCAAAGCCACUGGUCGUGCUGUGCGACUGCUCUGUGCCCCGGAUUUCCCCUAUUUUCCGCAUCCAACGUCACCGGGGCUACUCCUGCUCCGUAUGUAUUUCUGGCCGCCAACAGACGCAUAGUCAGCCUUGCGCAGCUCCUCUCACGCCCGCCGAAGGCCCGCGCGUCCAUCGUUCUGCUAGGCUACAAAACCUCAAAUCUCCAGGCGUCUAUGCACCACCACCAACGCCCGCUUCCAACAUAUUCUAAAUGUCGCUCGUCUCUGGCCCCGGCCGUGGGGGCGGCUCCGACAGUGCAUUGCCCCAGGAGCUGCAGCUCUUCGUCGACAAGCACGUCCGCUAUAUUCAGAGCCUCGACAAGCGCAAAGACGAGCUGGAGUACUGGCUGACGGAGCACCUGCGGCUCAACGGCCUGUAUUGGGGCUUGACGGCCCUGCACCUCCUCGGCCAUCCCGACGCCCUCCCGCGCAACGAAGUCGUCGACUUUGUCCUGUCGUGCCUGCAUGACAGCGGUGGCUUCGGGGCCGCCCCAGGCCACGACGCGCACAUGCUCUACACGGUGAGCGCCGUCCAAAUCCUCGCCACGCUGGAUGCCUUUGGCGACCUGGAAGCGCGUGUCGAGGGUGGCAGGCGGAAGAUUGCGCAAUUCAUUGCCGACUUGCAGAACCCCGAUACUGGCACUUUUGCCGGCGACGAAUGGGCCGAGUACGACACGCGCUUCCUCUACGGUGCUCUCAACGCCUUGUCUCUCCUGGGUCACAUGGACCUGGUUGAUGUAGACAAGGCCGUUGAACAUGUGCAAGCCUGCGCUAACUUUGACGGCGGCUAUGGCACGGGUCCUGGUGCUGAGUCUCAUGCCGGCCAAAUUUUCACCUGUAUCGGUGCUCUGUCCAUCGCCGGCCGCCUUGAUCUGGUAGAUCGAGACAAGCUGGGGGGAUGGCUGAGCGAGAGGCAGCUGAAGAAUGGCGGGCUGAACGGUAGGCCGGAGAAGAAAGAAGAUGUAUGCUACAGCUGGUGGGUUGCUAGCAGCCUUGCCAUGAUUGACAGACUUCACUGGAUUGACCAAGGCAAACUGACCGCCUUCAUCCUGAGCACUCAGGACCCUGAACUGGGCGGGCUGGCGGAUAGACCCGGGGACAUGGUUGAUGUGUUCCAUACCCACUUUGGAAUCGCCGGGUUGAGCCUCCUCAAGUUUCCAGGCCUGGCCGAGAUAGAUCCCAUCUAG
Molecule: messenger RNA, 1245 nt
Organism: Mytilinidion resinicola
Lineage: Eukaryota; Fungi; Ascomycota; Dothideomycetes; Mytilinidiales; Mytilinidiaceae
Product: type II protein geranylgeranyltransferase beta subunit
Exons: 4
Coding region: 271-1245 (324 amino acids)
Biological process (GO): protein geranylgeranylation
Cellular component (GO): Rab-protein geranylgeranyltransferase complex
Molecular function (GO): Rab geranylgeranyltransferase activity
Source: RefSeq, a predicted model, not a curated record